Messenger RNA from Ilex paraguariensis (yerba mate), 669 nucleotides. The record is from the annotation of a GenBank genome assembly. NCBI's taxonomy places the organism in Eukaryota, Viridiplantae, Streptophyta, Magnoliopsida, Aquifoliales, Aquifoliaceae.
AUGCAGAGUGUUACACAUGCCCAUGCAACAGUUACAACUGUCUCCACUGGAAUCACACCCUCAAAAUCGACGCUGUCGAGACCACCUCCACCCCCAAGAACCUUAGCCAAUAUCGGAUCCCACCCAAGUAAUCAUAGCAGCCACCACAUCACCAAGUCGAGAGAGACAGAGGAGAGAAAAAGAGUACUUGUUCAUUCUUCUGGGAGAGGGGAUUGUAGUAGGGUAGAGUACGAUGGAGGAGCAAUUGGUGUCUUCAAUGGUGAUGAUUGCGUAGAAGCAGGGAUGAAGAUGGGACAGAGGGAAAAAAAUGAGAUAUUUUAUGGCUUUUGUUUUUGGGUCGGGCUGAGGAGAAAGAUGAAGCCGAUGGUGGGGAUGGUAGUGUCGAACAAGAUGCAGAAGUCAGUGGUGGUGGUGGUGGAUAGGCUCUUCCACCACAAGAUCUACAAUCGCUAUGUCAAGCGUACCUCCAAGUUCAUGGCCCACGAUGAACACGACCAAUGCAACAUCGGUGACCGUGUUAGAUUGGAUCCUUCGAGGCCAUUGAGCAAGCACAAGCACUGGGUGGUAGCUGAGAUUCUGAAGAAAGCACGAAUCUACACACCGCCAUCGGUGGUAGCUAAAACUGAUUCAAGCAGCAAGACAGAAGUACCGGCUUUUUCUCCUGCCUGA